AAAGCUCGACGGGUGACACAAAAACACGUGUCUCUUGGUUGAGUUUGGAGUAGUCACGUUCUGUUUUUAUCAUUAAAUUGUUCGCUCGUGUAUAUACAUACGGAAAAUCGUCGGUGCUGUGCGGAAGGACAGAAAAGCGGGCGCAUUCAGAACGUCUUACGGGACGCGUUUAUGUACGCACUCUCGCGUUUGCACGCGCGAGUCAGAGGGAAAGCGGGCCGCGAGACAGUGCGGCGCGGCGUGGCGCGGCGCGGGGCGGCCAUUUUAUGUUAGUAUGACGUAAAGACUGGGUGUAGCUUAGCGUUCUUAUUGUCGACUGUGCGCGAGGAAAAAACUAACGGAUCGGUGUUUGGUAAGUGCCCGAUGUUGGCUAAUCGCGAACGGUUAAACGUACGCGGCACUCGAGCGCGAGUGAUGUGAACUAAUUUCGUCAGAGCGAUCGCUUUCCCGCGAAUAAUCGUGUAGCGACGCGUGGAAGCUAGGAGCGCUCGGAAGCGCUGGGCAGCCUCGAGCGAGCGGUCGAGGUGAGAGGGGAAAGUGUGCGAACGAAAGAACGGGCGAGCAAAACGAACUUGACGAACCAGCGAAAUAGCGAGCGAACGAGCGAACGAAAAGAAACGAAACGAGUCGAGUCGAGUCGGAUCGUGUCUAAUCGAGUCGAAUCUGGCUAGCCUAGCCUAGCCUAGCCUAGUCUAGUCUAGUCUAGUCUAGUCUAGUCUAGCUAGGGAGUUAGCGAAUUCGCGAGUUUGUGAGCGAGCGAAAAGUGAAAGUGCGUUUGCCGCGGCGGUGCGUCCGUAGCAGCGCGUGCGAACAUGAGCGAGGAAAGUAAUCCACGUACGCUGUACGUGGGCAAUCUGGACACCACCGUGUCCGAGGACCUUUUGUGCGCGCUCUUUUCGCAGAUCGGCGCGGUCAAAGGAUGCAAGAUUAUCCGAGAACCCGGAAAUGAUCCGUACGCUUUCGUCGAGUUCACGAACCAUCAGUGCGCGGCCACGGCAUUGGCCGCCAUGAACAAGCGCUCCUUCCUGGACAAGGAAAUGAAGGUUAAUUGGGCGACCAGUCCGGGUAAUCAACCCAAACUCGACACUAGCAAUCAUCAUCAUAUAUUCGUGGGCGAUCUCUCGCCAGAAAUCGAGACUCAGACUCUCAAAGAGGCGUUUGCGCCCUUUGGCGAGAUCAGCAAUUGCAGGAUCGUCCGCGACCCACAAACGCUCAAAAGUAAGGGCUACGCAUUCGUAUCGUUCGUCAAAAAGUCCGAGGCCGAGGCGGCGAUCAACGCGAUGAACGGCCAAUGGCUCGGCUCGCGCAGUAUCAGGACCAAUUGGUCCACCAGAAAACCACCGCCACCGAGGUCCGAGAGACCGCGGCACUCGAACAAUAGUAAACCCAAUUAUGAGGAGGUAUAUAACCAAAGUAGUCCAACCAACUGCACUGUAUAUUGUGGCGGUUUUACGAACGGCAUUACGGAUGAAUUGAUAAAGAAAACGUUUUCUCCUUUUGGCACCAUUCAAGAUAUAAGAGUAUUUAAAGACAAAGGAUAUGCUUUUAUCAAGUUUACAACUAAGGAAGCUGCGACACAUGCUAUCGAAUCAACACAUAAUACUGAAAUUAAUGGUAGUAUUGUUAAAUGCUUUUGGGGAAAAGAAAAUGGCGAUCCAAAUAGUGUAGGUCCUAAUGCCAAUCACCAAGCUCAACAGGUGACAGCGGGAGCGGGACAAUACCCAUAUGGUUAUGGUCAACAGAUGAGUUACUGGUAUCCACAGGGCUAUCCACAGAUGCAGGGACAGUUUUUGCAACCUGCUCAAUACUACGGUCAAUAUUAUGGACAACAAGCUCAAUAUAUGAACAGCAUGAGGAUGCCCACUCCAGGUGCAGGAGCUUGGCAACCAACGCAAGCCACCGCAGCACCCCCAACACCGAGUGCGCCCUUGCCACCAGGUCAACAGCCCACUAUGGUAACAUAUACCAUGCCACACCAGUAUCCUACGCAAUGAAACUGAUCAUUGUCCGGCUAAUUGUUACAUACGACAUAAUUGUCCCAUGGGGUUAUUGCGAAAAUUGUUCCGAUAUAUACCUAUUCCAACAUAUACAAUUGGGUUUUCGAUAAUGUGACAAUGUAGGAUAAUCCAUUUUACAAUUAAGAGAUAUGAUUUCAUAUUUGAAAGAAACUUUCACAAUAGAAGAGAAAAGGAAAAUAAAUGAGAAAAGAAAGGACAUAGGGAUUCCUUCUUUCUUUUUUUAUACCCUUGAUUUGUUCACGAGUUGGAAAGCAUUAUUGUUCUGUCAUGGAUAUAUAUAACGUUAUAUCAAGAGAUUUAAUGCAAUAACGACACUUUGCAAUGACGUUUGUAUUGGCAAUGAUUAAAUUAUGAUAUGCAUUUAGUACUAGGAUUUGUUCAACGUUGUACCAGGUAUAUCUCUGAACUUUUCCUCGUGGACCCCGAAACUUAAACGAGCCCCGCAUAUCCAUUGUGCUGCGCAAGUGACGUAUGUAUGCGGCGAUUUUUGCGUUGUUGAUACCUUUUUAAUAUUUUUGCCACUGACACCUUGACAUUCUUACUCCUUUAAUCUUUGAUCAUCGAUGAACAAUAUGCGCGGUAAAUAUGUUCAUUUAAGGUAAAUGCAGAGAGAGCUGCUGAUGUUGGACAUAGUUAAUAGGAAGAACAUAGUUAGAGAAGCGAUUAGUUGGACACGGCGCCUGUGAUGUAGCUAGAUUUUUGGACGCGUGUAUGCCAGAGUAUGCGGGGCUCUUUAACAAAUAAAAUUCUGCGAGAGUCGAAUAACGAGUUACAAUUUUAUCUCGUUGUGUGAUAUUUAUCGUCGGUGGUUAAUGUAUAAAAUUUUGCUAUGAUUAACUUCAGAAAAAGAGUAGAAAAGAGGUA
This is a messenger RNA of Pogonomyrmex barbatus (red harvester ant), 2882 nucleotides long. RefSeq names its product TIA1 cytotoxic granule associated RNA binding protein Rox8 (gene Rox8). Gene Ontology annotation, molecular function: RNA binding. The record is from RefSeq and is a predicted model, not a curated record. Lineage: Eukaryota; Metazoa; Arthropoda; Insecta; Hymenoptera; Formicidae.